This is a messenger RNA of Aspergillus calidoustus, 1179 nucleotides long. NCBI's taxonomy places the organism in Eukaryota, Fungi, Ascomycota, Eurotiomycetes, Eurotiales, Aspergillaceae. The record is from the annotation of a GenBank genome assembly.
CUCUCUCACCACCCAUCGGCGUCAUAAACCUCAACCUAGAGACUGCACGAAUGGGAGGAUCUGCAAAUUGCAAAUAGUCAGGAGAGGACCACCGUCGAAGCACAAUGUCGGCUGAGCAUAUUCCACUGCAGCUCAUGCCGCAGCAGCUGCAGGCAGGCAAGGGAGACGAUUGGACAGGCAAAAGCGACCCCAGGGAGAGGAAGAAGCUGCAAGAUCGGAUCAAUCAGAGAAUUAGCCGUCAACGAAAAAGGGCCAGAGCUGUACCUUAUCCCGCACCAAGCGCAAGGGACCAUUGUACAGAUAUAUCACCUACUAGUCGACACUCCACUACCUUUGAUCCAAACACGCUUUUGCAGCUGCAUGACAAUGGCCUUCCGUUCAUCGACGAUCUAAGCUCCUUUACCGCUUGCCGACCGGAUUCCGAAGAGACACAGCAGCUUAUCAACCGAUUUUCCGCGUGGAUAUCCCAACGGUAUCUGCAGGGGUGUCUGGAGACAGAGACCCUCCCAAGCCUAGUUCAAUUCAAUACCACACGGUCUUUUGUUGCUAAUGCUCAGACCCUCGGGUACACCUCGUGGCUCAUGUCACCCAGCGCGCGAUCCCACUUCAGUCCAGCGGACCUUAACAAGUCCCUCUCUAACAGUCUCCCGGCUAGUCUUCGGCCCACUGCUCUUCAAUGCAGUGUACCCCACCACCCCUGGAUUGAUCUACUUCCAGUUUCCGAGCUCCGCGACAAUCUCUUACGUCAGGGUGAAACUACGUAUGAUGCACGGCAGCUAUGUCGCGACAUGCGUGGGUUUCAAGCCGUGAGUAGUGGAUACGGCGGCGUGAUUGUGUGGGGGGAUCCAUGGGACCCGGAAGGCUGGGAAGUGACCGAGGCUUUUGCGCAGAAGUGGCCUUGGGUUGUUCGGGGAAAUCGGAGUUUGCUUCAAUCGAGCAACCACUGGCGUGCAAAGAGGCAUGAGUCUGCACUUCAUUUCCAGUGUCACAUGGUGAAUAAUCUUGGGGAGCAUCCACGCGUUCAAGAAAUCAGGGAGGAUGUGUAAUUGCCGGAUUAUUGUCGCGAUGUACUGUUGAAUUGUUCUGGUAAUGCAAUCUUGGUGGGAGGAAAAGAGUAAAAAAGAAGACUGCCAAGAAGCGAAGAGAGUAUUAUUUCAAUUUCAAUUCCAAAUUCCUUUU